Molecule: messenger RNA, 747 nt
Organism: Quercus lobata
Lineage: Eukaryota; Viridiplantae; Streptophyta; Magnoliopsida; Fagales; Fagaceae
Product: protein transport protein SEC31 homolog B-like
Exons: 2
Coding region: 112-480 (122 amino acids)
Biological process (GO): endoplasmic reticulum to Golgi vesicle-mediated transport; COPII-coated vesicle cargo loading; endoplasmic reticulum organization
Cellular component (GO): endoplasmic reticulum exit site; COPII vesicle coat
Molecular function (GO): structural molecule activity
Source: RefSeq, a predicted model, not a curated record
AGUUAGUUUCAGCUAGGUAAAUUUCUGAAAACUGAAUAUUUAUCCUAAUAAAAAUUCGCUUCUGCUUUAUUUGUUUUCCUCCUAUGCUCUUAUCAUUCACUUCGCUAUUUAAUGCUGAUGUUUGUUAUUGCUAAACUUGCCCCAGUGCACCAAAAAUCUGUCAUUGCAACAUUGACAAGACUUUUCAAUGAGACAUCAGAAGCACUGGGAGGUUCACGUGCAAAUCCAGCAAAGAAGCGUGAAAUAGAAGACAAUUCAAGGAAAUUGGGUGCCUUGUUUGCAAAACUCAACAGUGGGGACAUAUCGAAAAAUGCUUCCGAUAAGCUUGUUCAGCUCUGCCAGGCUUUGGAUGGUGGCGAUUUCAGUACUACUCUUCAAAUCCAGGUACUACUUCCGACUAGUGAGUGGGAUGAGUGCAACUUCUGGCUAGCUACACUAAAGCGAAUGAUCAAGACAAGGCAGAAUGUCAGAAUAAAUUAACAAAGGCACGGGGAAUCGUUCUAAGAUCUGUUUCCUGGAUUGGAAUUUUUUCACCUGUGUGGGUAUCUUCUCGGAGAAAUAAUCUUUUCUUCAAUGUACACAAGACUGGCUUCUAUAGAUUGCAGCUGCAGGAAUUUAGUUCUUCACAAUAUAUCGACUGGCUUUCAGUUAAAAGCUAUUUUUGGAAGCUGUUAGUGGAGAUAGUUUUCAUUACAUAAUGGACUGUGGAUGGUUGUUUUUUUUAUUAAUACUAGUAGUGUUGAGAAA